AAAGAAAAUAAAAGUAGGAUAUGCAAGCCAUGGAGUCAUGAUACAUGUUUCUUUUACAUUUAAAAAUAACCAAACCACUAUAUGUAUGUGCGCAGACAAAAGAGGUAAUCAGAGAAGAGAGAUGCCGGAAUAUUGCGUAACUGGAGGAACUGGCUUCAUAGCUGCCUAUUUGGUCAAGACCUUACUUGAGCAAGGCCAUGUUGUCCGCACUACUGUUCGAGAUCCAGAGAAUUUAGAUAAGGUUGGUUACCUCUGGGAGUUUAAUGGAGCCAAGGAGAGACUCAAGAUUUUGAAAGCUGAUUUGUUGGUGGAAGAAAGCUUUGAUGAGGCUAUUCAAGGUGUUGAUGGGGUAUUCCACACUGCUUCACCUGUACUCGUUCCAUACGAUCAUAACAUUCAGGCGACGUUGAUUGAUCCAUGCAUAAAGGGAACCUUGAAUGUACUGAGCUCCUGCAAGAAAGCAAAAAGUGUUAAAAGAGUUGUUCUAACCUCUUCAUGCUCUUCAAUAAGAUACCGUUUUGAUGUUCAACAAGUUUCUCCUCUUAAUGAGUCACAUUGGAGCGAUCCUGAAUAUUGCAAACGCUAUAAUCUUUGGUACGCAUAUGCAAAGACCAUAGGUGAGGAAGAAGCAUGGAGAAUAUCCAAGGAUUCCGGGAUUGAUUUGGUAGUGGUGAACCCUUCUUUUGUGGUUGGUCCAUUGCUUGCACCACAACCAACCAGCACCUUGCUCAUGAUAUUGACCAUUGUUAAAGGUCUGCGAGGUGAAUAUCCAAACACAACCGUGGGAUUUGUCCACAUAGACGAUGUAAUUGCUGCUCAUGUUUUUGCUAUGGAGGAAAAAAAAGCAUCAGGCAGGCUUAUCUGCUCAAGUUCAGUAGCUCAUUGGUCGCAGAUCAUUGAGAUGCUCAGAGAUAAGUAUCCAAAUUACCCAUAUGAAAGCAAAUGCAGCAUCCAAGAAGGAGACAACAAUCCACAUAGCAUGGAUACCAGUAAGAUAAUUGGGUUGGGUUUUCCUGUUUUCAAAUCAGUCCCUGAAAUGUUUGAUGACUGCAUCAAGAGUUUCCAGGAGAAGGGACUUCUGUGAAGUGAUCCACCAUCUCUUUUGAAAACUUUCUAUUCAGUAUUACCUUCAGAUUAUUAGAAUAAUAAAUGUACUUUAUUUUCCUAUCUUCAAGACAUUAUCCAUGCAUGUGAUGCAUAUAAAUAGUUAUGGCAAAUCUUUAAGUAUA
This is a messenger RNA of Pistacia vera, 1229 nucleotides long. Its product is annotated as tetraketide alpha-pyrone reductase 2-like. Gene Ontology annotation, molecular function: oxidoreductase activity, acting on the CH-OH group of donors, NAD or NADP as acceptor. The coding region runs from base 38 to 1084 and encodes 348 amino acids. The transcript has 6 exons. Lineage: Eukaryota; Viridiplantae; Streptophyta; Magnoliopsida; Sapindales; Anacardiaceae. The record is from RefSeq and is a predicted model, not a curated record.